AGCCGCCGCGGUGAGAGGACGUUCUUAGUGGUGGUCAGUGGGCGACCACUGCUGUGUGCACCUGGCUUCUCGUGUGACUCCCCGAGCGGGUACAGAGACAAGGACUCAGGCUGGUACGACAUGGCGCCCGUGCUGGCGUACGAGCGUGGAGCCUCGUACCCUGAUCUGAAAGGUCCGCCCCUGCGGGAGCCCCUCCAGGAUUACCUACGGCCCUCCAGGGACUCCCACAAUGAGGGCUACGGCCCGUCCCGCCGGAGGAGCUACCAGGACGAAUCGGCGCAGUACUUCGUGCGGGCGAGCCGCUCCUCCGGCCGCCCUCAUGAACCGCCUCGGAGGACCAAGUCGUCGGCCGCCAUCAGACCGUCUGAGUUUUUGCGCUCACGGGACUUUCGCGAAACUCUGAGUCCUUGUGGACGAGAUGAUGGCGGCGCCUCGUGGGCGUGGGAACCCAUGAGCGUCAGGGAAGCCCUACAGGGCCCACAGGUACCCUUCAGAUUCUGUCCGUCCCUGGCUGCGUGUCACAUCCCCCGCGCCUCCGUCAGAAUCCCACGCAAAUCAUUCAACAGGUAG
Messenger RNA from Penaeus indicus, 570 nucleotides. RefSeq lists its product as uncharacterized. The transcript has 2 exons. The record is from RefSeq and is a predicted model, not a curated record. The coding region runs from base 121 to 570 and encodes 149 amino acids. Lineage: Eukaryota; Metazoa; Arthropoda; Malacostraca; Decapoda; Penaeidae.